Molecule: messenger RNA, 717 nt
Organism: Acanthosepion pharaonis
Lineage: Eukaryota; Metazoa; Mollusca; Cephalopoda; Sepiida; Sepiidae
Source: the annotation of a GenBank genome assembly
AUGCAUUUUACUUUCUUUAUUCAAUAUUUUCCUUUUUCUGGAUUCUUUCUUUUUAAGAAAUCCCGUGGUAUUUCUUUCCUUUUCUCUUAUUCAUUCGUUUGCUUAUUUCAACGUUUCUGCAAUUCCUUGCGCUUAUUAUUAUGUGUCAUUUUCUUUCUUUUUCUUUCUUUUCUUUUGUAUUUGACAUCAUUUAUUUUUCUUUCUUUUAUUUUUUUUCUUUCUUUAGAUUAUAUUAUGUGUCAUUUUCUUUCUUUUUCUUUCUUUCUUUUCUUUUGUAUUGGAUAUCAUUUAUUUUUCCUUCUUUCCUGCUUAGAAUUUUCCAUAAUUUCUUUCUCUCUUAUUUUUCACAUUAAGCAUAUUUCUUUCUUAGAAAUACCCAUCAUUUCUUUCUUUCUUCCUUUUUUCAUUCUUAUUUCAUUCCAUUCCUCAUUUUAUUUUUAUUUAUCGUUCCAUUCAAUACUUUAUUCCUUAUUCUAUUUUUCAAAGUUUUUUUCUUUCUCGGUUCUUCAUUUUUCUUUUUUAUCUUUUUCAUUUUCUUUCUUUUUUCACAAUACUGAUUUCCUUUUUACCCUCAGUUAUUCUUUGAAUGUUCAAAUCCAUCAACCCAUAAUUGUAUACCUAACACUUCUUUUUCUUCUUUAUUUACUUUUCUUCUUUAUUUUUCUUUCUUUCUGUUUUUAUUCUUUGUAUCGUAUAUGUUAUUCCUUCCAAUUUUAG